AUGGGCGCUCGUGUCAUCAAGAUCGAGCGUCCAGGUGUUGGUGACUUUGCAAGGGCAUACGAUACCCGAGUUAAUGGCAUGGCAUCACAUUUCGUCUGGACCAACCGUUCAAAAGAAAGUCUAGCACUCGAUCUCAAAGACCCGAAACACUUUGAGGUCCUCGAGAAGCUUCUUGCCAAGUCGGAUGUGUUGGUGCAGAACCUGGCGCCGGGCGCCACGGAGCGACUUGGCUUGGGCUACUCAACACUCAAAGAGUCGCAUCCGUCUCUGAUUGUUUGUGAUAUCUCGGGCUAUGGGUCUGACGGCCCCUACAGAGACAAGAAGGCGUACGAUCUUCUUGUGCAGAGCGAAGCGGGCUUCCUCUCUGUUACUGGCAACGGUCCGGACCCAGCGAAGGCGGGCAUCUCCAUCGCCGAUAUCUCUGCCGGCAUGUACGCCUAUUCCAACAUUCUGGCCGCCAUUCUGAAGCGCGGCAAAACGGGCAAAGGAUCACGGAUAGACAUCUCGAUGCUUGAGAGCAUGGUUGAGUGGAUGAGCUUCCCACUCUACUACACGUAUAACGGGGCCCCGGGCUUGUCCCGCUCCGGCGCCUCCCACGCCUCUAUAUACCCAUACGGCCCAUUUGACACGGGUGGCGGAGGCUCGGUCAUGCUUGGCGUGCAGAACGAGCGAGAGUGGGCUAACCUUUGCCGAGACGUUCUUGGCAAUGAGGCUCUUGCCAAGGACCCAAAGUUUGUGAGCAACACCCUCAGAACGAAGCACCGUGAUGAGUUAAGAAAAAUCAUCUGCGACGCUUUCGCCGAAUUCUCAGCAGAGGAGGUCCUGCAGAAGCUGGAUAAGGCGUCGAUAGCCAACGCCAAUGUGAACGAUAUGCAAGGCGUAUGGGAUCACCCGCAGCUUAAGGCAAGAGGCAGAUGGACGGACAUCGAGACAGGUAGUGGAAAGGUUCCUGCUCUAAUCCCUCCGGGUUUCGGAAACGUUGAAAGCUCGAGAAUGGAAAAGGUCCCGGAACCGGGAGAACAUAACGAGGCCAUCUUCAAAGAAUUGGGUAUUGAGCAGUGA
This is a messenger RNA of Colletotrichum aenigma, 1062 nucleotides long. RefSeq names its product Succinate--hydroxymethylglutarate CoA-transferase (gene SUGCT-0-0). Gene Ontology annotation, molecular function: catalytic activity. The coding region runs from base 1 to 1062 and encodes 353 amino acids. NCBI's taxonomy places the organism in Eukaryota, Fungi, Ascomycota, Sordariomycetes, Glomerellales, Glomerellaceae. The record is from RefSeq and is a predicted model, not a curated record. The transcript has a single exon.